This is a messenger RNA of Neogale vison (American mink), 713 nucleotides long. RefSeq names its product lacritin (gene LACRT). The transcript is spliced from 5 exons. NCBI's taxonomy places the organism in Eukaryota, Metazoa, Chordata, Mammalia, Carnivora, Mustelidae. Gene Ontology annotation, cellular component: secretory granule; extracellular region. The record is from RefSeq and is a predicted model, not a curated record. Gene Ontology annotation, biological process: calcium-mediated signaling; positive regulation of secretion; positive regulation of cell population proliferation. Bases 279 to 650 code for a protein of 123 amino acids.
AUAAUCUUUAAAAAAAAAAAAAAAGAAGGAAGGAGGAAAGGGAUGGUUGGGCGUCAGUCACGAAAGGACCUCCCAGGCAUCAGCCAGCCCCAGGUAGCCCUUGUUGACUUAGCAAGUGACAGUUUGGGGACGAAGAGGAGGAGGACACGGAAGUCACACCCCUCCAAACUUGAUUCCCAUUGGCUCUUGGUAUCCUUAAAAGGGCCCAGCAGUGUCAGCACUGGUAUUCCCAGACCCCCUGAGGAUUCUGUGGCUAUAGUCACUUCUCAUCUCACAGCAUGAGAUUCUCAGCUCUCCUCUUCCUGGCAGCCCUAGCUGGAGUUCUGGUCUAUGCCGAAGGUGCCUCCUCUGAUCCCACCACAGAGGCUGCUGCAGCUGCUGAACCGGAAGGGACUACAUCUGCAGCAAAACCUGCUUCACCCCAAGAGCCCGCCCAGGAACCACAAAGUGCCGCCCCAAGUAAAGAAGAACUAAACCUAUUGAAAUUCCUGGCAAACAAAGAUCUCUUGGUAUCAGGACAUGGCUUAGAAGGAGCAAAAAAAACACUGCAUAAAAGAGUUGAGUUUGGAAGACGUCUUUAUGAGGGUGGAGCUGAAUGGGGACGAAAUCUGAGAAACUGGGGUGCAAAACUGAAUGUAGUUGGGGUCUGAGAAGUUGAAAAGAAUGGGAUCAAAGCCUUAACCAUGCUUGCAGCCCAGCAUGAUUAAACUGAA